UGACCGGAUGUGUAUAUUUGCUCUAGCUAGCUUGACAGCAUUACAUGACGGCGUGUACCACCGUCACAGCUGCAGUAAACUCAUCUGGCGCUGCUUUCUGCAUUGACAAACGACCUACCAGCUGCUGAACAUAACUGAAAAUGCUGUCCUACAUCAUUGGUCUCAUCCGAGGCGGCUUUGACGGCAUCAUCAACCUCAUCUUCAGACUUUUCUUCUCAAAGAGGAGACCAGCCAUCACCUUAGAGGACCCCAGCAUUAAGUAUGCACUUCGGCUGUUGGACAAACAGAUUGUCAGUCAUGACACAAGGAAGUUUCGCUUUGCUCUGCCUUCUCCUGAUCACGUCCUCGGUCUCCCUGUCGGGCAGCAUAUUUAUUUGUCUGCGAGAAUAGACGGGAAUCUGGUCGUCCGUCCGUAUACGCCAGUGUCCAGUGAUGAUGACAAAGGCUAUGUGGACUUGGUGGUGAAGAUUUACUUUAAAGGCGUUAAUCCCAAAUUCCCCGAGGGUGGGAAGAUGAGUCAGUACUUGGAGAGCCUCAGACUCAACGACACUAUUGACUUCAGAGGACCCAGUGGUCUUCUUGUUUACAAGGGCAAAGGAGUUUUUGCCAUUCAACCAGAUAAAAAGUCCCCAGCUGUGACCAAGACAGCCCAAAAUGUAGGCAUGAUUGCUGGAGGGACAGGAAUCACUCCCAUGUUGCAGCUCAUCACAGCUAUGAUGAAGGAUCCACAGGACAAGACAGUGUGUCACCUGUUGUUUGCCAACCAGACUGAGAAAGACAUCCUGUUGAGACCAGAGCUGGAAGAGAUUCAAGUCAACAACCCGGACCGGUUCAGGCUGUGGUUCACCUUGGACAAAGCACCUGAAGACUGGGAGUACAGCCAAGGCUUCAUCAGUGAAGACAUGGUGAGGGAACACCUGCCGCCUCCCAGUGACGACACUCUCAUCCUGAUGUGUGGACCUCCGCCUAUGAUCCAGUUCGCCUGCAACCCCAACCUGGACAAAGUCGGCCACUCCAGUAGCCGCACGUUCAACUUCUAGAUGUCCGUCCACACCGAGGAGUUGAGGUUUGGGCAUAUAAGGGCGUCCAGUUAUUAUUUUCUAUACCCUGAAAGCAUUAAAGCACUCGUACAGUUGCAGUGGGUAUUGCACUAUAUUUACACCAUAUUUAUCAUGCAACAGCACAGACCAGUUCUUGUAAUGAGUAAGUGUCAUGGAAGGGCAGGAAAUGGUUAAUAUGAGCUUGACGAGUAUGUAGAGGAUGUUUCUGAUGGAGAACGGAUGUUCAGACUGUUGGCUUGGAAAUGAGGAUGUGAGUCUUAAUCUGUCGCAAACACUCCCUACUGUUGUGCUAUGGCCUCAUUUUGGUUUCAGUAUCAGGAGUUGAAGUUCACUGGCUGUUUUCUGAGUGCCUUAACACUUUGCAAAGCUUUUUUAUGCACAGUUAAAAGAAUUGUGGCCACUUGCUUAAUCUAUACAGAACUGUAUUAAUUAUUCCAUUACUGCUGUUGAGAAUGUGUUUAGAGUUAUCUAUUGUGACGUCAAAGAUGUCAAUAUUUUGCUAAAACGUGAUGUUACUGAUAAGAUGUCUUUGCUGCAACAUAAAAAUCUAUUGCUAUUGAA
Messenger RNA from Siniperca chuatsi (mandarin fish), 1622 nucleotides. RefSeq names its product NADH-cytochrome b5 reductase 3. The transcript has 9 exons. Gene Ontology annotation, molecular function: FAD binding; oxidoreductase activity. Gene Ontology annotation, cellular component: mitochondrion. The coding region runs from base 141 to 1040 and encodes 299 amino acids. Lineage: Eukaryota; Metazoa; Chordata; Actinopteri; Centrarchiformes; Sinipercidae. The record is from RefSeq and is a predicted model, not a curated record.